AUGGCGUCAGUCAUAGGCGUCUUGAUUAGAGCUGUCUUGUUAUUUGUACGGAGAUGCAUUGCUAUCUGUCCUGUUAAUGGGUUCGCUCAUGUCCAAUUUCUACUUCUGAGCUUCACGCUCGACUCGUCCCCUCCGCAAUCCGCGCUGGCCACCCUCGAGGCUUCCGUCGCUUUUGCCGCUGUUUUUACACCACUAUUUCCAUCGUCACAUUGUAUAAAGCAGCACAUUCUGGCGGCCGCGAAUCGGCGUUCGUUUGCGUUGGUCGAGUAG
Messenger RNA from Parastagonospora nodorum SN15, 270 nucleotides. RefSeq lists its product as hypothetical. The transcript is spliced from 2 exons. Lineage: Eukaryota; Fungi; Ascomycota; Dothideomycetes; Pleosporales; Phaeosphaeriaceae. The record is from RefSeq and is a predicted model, not a curated record. The coding region runs from base 1 to 270 and encodes 89 amino acids.